AUGGGUGCCUCGCUCACGACUGAGGAGGCCAAGGGUGCCUCAAUUAUCGCAAAAGGCAUGAAUGAAUAUUUCAGAAUGCACGCAGAGUCUAUUAACAACCCAGAAAGAUUCUGGGGCAAUGUGGCACGGGAGCUGAUCACGUGGAGCUCUGAUUUUGAAACUGUUCAACAUGGCUCCCUUGACAAGGGUAAUAUUUCAUGGUUCCUGGGUGGAAAACUCAACGCAUGCGUCAACUGUGUGGAUCGCCAUGCCCUGAAGAAUCCGGAAAAAUACGCCAUUAUCCAUGAAACCGAUGACGGUGAUGAUCCACGCAGCUUGACGUACAUCGAGCUAUUGGCGCAGGUCAGCAAAGUGUCCUGGGUUUUGAAAGACCUAGGAGUCCGAAAAGGGGAUGUUGUUUCCAUAUACAUGCCGAUGAUUCCUGAAGCCUUGGUGGCCAUCCUUGCGUGUGCUCGUAUUGGAGCCGUUCACUCCGUCAUCUUUGCUGGCUUCUCCUCCGGUUCUAUCAAGGAUCGCGUGGUUGAUUCGAAAAGCAAGAUCAUUCUCACGUCAGAUAUCAGCUGCCGUGGUGGUAAGGCCAUAGGUUUGAAGAAGAUAGUUGAUGAGGCGUUAGCUGAUAUCGACGACUUGAAGACCCUGGUAUUCAAGGCUGGUAACCCUAACAUUUCAUGGACUGAGGGGCGAGAUUAUUGGUGGCACGAGGAGGUAGAGAAAUGGCCCGCUUAUUGCCCAGCUGAACCCAUGGACUCGGAGGAUCCCUUGUUUCUCCUGUACACAUCAGGAUCGACCGGAAAACCGAAGGGGAUCCUUCAUACUACAGGAGGCUACUUGGUAGGGGCUGCUUCUACCGGAAAAUACGUUUUUGAUAUUCAUGAUCACGACCGCUACUUUUGUUGCGGAGACGUGGGCUGGAUUACAGGCCAUACAUAUGUUGUGUAUGCCCCUUUACUUCUCGGUAUAUCCACUGUGGUUUUUGAAGGAACUCCAACCUUUCCAACUCAUUCAAGGUACUGGGAAAUCAUCGACAAGCAUCGUGUUACGCACUUUUACGUGGCACCAACGGCCCUGCGACUGCUCAAGAGAGCAGGGUCCUCCCCGUCCAGCUUCAAGAUGGAACACCUUCGCGUUCUCGGUUCCGUGGGCGAGCCCAUUGCCCCAAAUAUCUGGAAAUGGUAUGACGAAGAAGUUGGGAAGAGUAGAUGCCAUGUGGUAGAUACAUACUGGCAAACGGAGACUGGCUCCCAUGUUAUCACACCUCUCGCCGGCGUUACUCCUACAAAGCCCGGUGCAGCAUGUUUGCCGUUCUUUGGCAUUGAUGCUGCCAUAGUUGAUCCUGUCACAGGACAGGAUAUUCCAGAGCCUAAUGUGGAUGGAGUUUUGGUAUUUAAGUCCCCUUGGCCUAGUAUGGCCCGAACCAUCUUGGGUGACCACCGCAGGUUCCAUGAGACAUAUCUGAGCGCGUACAAAGGAUACUACUUCACUGGUGACAGUGCUAGCCGCGAUGAAGACGGCUAUUUCUGGAUUCGAGGCCGCGUCGACGAUGUCAUCAAUGUCAGUGGUCAUCGACUAACGACGGCGGAGAUUGAAGCUUCUUUGAUUGCUCACCCAGCGGUUGCUGAGUCGGCAGUGGUGGGCGUAGCUGACGAGAUCACUGGCCAGGCUGUUGUCGCCUUUGUGAGUCUAAAGAAACAAGCCAACACGGCACUAGGAGAUGCUUCUCUUAGCAAUGACUUGAAGCUCCACAUUCGCAAAUCCAUCGGGCCGUUUGCAACACCAAAGUCUAUAUACGUCGUCGCAGAUCUCCCUAAAACUCGCUCUGGAAAGAUCAUUCGUCGCAUUCUACGCAAAGUGACCAUGGGUGAAGCUGACCAGCUUGGAGACGUAUCAACGUUGUCAGAUCCUUCAGUUGUCGACGCGAUUAUAAAGGUGGUAGAACAUAAACAGUAG
This is a messenger RNA of Clonostachys byssicola, 1947 nucleotides long. The record is from the annotation of a GenBank genome assembly. NCBI's taxonomy places the organism in Eukaryota, Fungi, Ascomycota, Sordariomycetes, Hypocreales, Bionectriaceae.